UUUUGGGUAGUCCCUGAUUGGUUGUUCUGCUGUCACCUGUCAACAGUGUCAACUCCCUUGUUAUGUCAGUCAGUUGUGUACUUUUUGUUGAGGGUUUUAAUAUAAUUUGAUUAGAUUAAAUGGAGGAAUUAAAUAAAUAAUGUGAAAAAAGUGCAUCAAAAUGAGUGUGUUUAACGAUUUCCAACAAGUGUGGUUGCAAAGAUUUCCCGACAAUCCACUACCAGGAGCUUGGGAAGAGCAUGUCAAAUUAAAUUUGGCCAAACAUAAACAGAAAGUGUCGAUGUUCAAGGAAGAAGUCCGGAAGGAGGAAAUUUAUGUGGAAUACUUAGAAAGGCUACUUCUUGAUAUUCAAAAACACAAGAAGAAUGAAUCUUCGGAAGAUUGUGAACAAUCGAAAAGUGAGACUGCUGGUGAUGUCAUUGCUGAUAACGUAUCAAAUACCACCACACCAGUUGCCACUGGGAUGAAUUUAGAGGAAUUUGAAACAAUUUCUGCAAACAUGUGUGUUACAGAAAUAUCAAAUGAACUGUCCAAACUUAAUUGUGAACAAACUGAUGAGUCUGAUGUGUCUCUUCCUGACCCUAGUUCUUUUGUAACAGUAAUUGAAGUAAAUGGUUUAAAGUCUACAGCAACCACUCAAACCCAAACACCACCAAAGAUUCCAGCUAAACCUGACAUUUAUAGAAAUAGCAGCUUUCAAAGAAAACUAGAGCAUCGUGACUCAAUAGGAUCAUCAUCUGAGCGUGUGUCUACACCUGAUGAACCAUAUUAUGAUAUUGUAGCUACUGAAGAACAAGAUUUUAAUUUACUUGAAAGUGACAACUCUAGUGCAGAAAAUACUUUAAGCUCUGGGGCUUCAUUUCUGACAAAACAUGAUAAAGGUUCACAGUCACCAAGUGCUUCAAAUUACGUUAAUAUUGAAUAUUUUAUAAAGUCAAGUCAUCAGAACGAUAAUGGUCAUAGCAGUAGUGAUGAAGAAGUCACAGAAAUACGUCAUCGCGGAAGCAAUGGCUCAUAUGCAAGCUCAAGUUCUUUAGAAUCGUCAACUCCGUUUAGUAAACGGAAAUUUCAACCUGAGGCUGAUAAUGACACUGGAAAUGAAAAUUCCAUGUAUAAGUGCAUAUUAUUGAAUAUAAUAGGAAGUGAGACAGAUUAUGUAGAAUGGCUUGGUGUUUUAAUAAAAUAUAUGAAAGCCAUCCAAGCUACCUUAAGUACUUCACAACGAAUUGCUACUGAGACUGAACUGAACACUAUAUUUUAUAAGAUUCCAGAAUUAUACACUUUGCAUUCAAAUUUUUUAGAAGACUUAAAAAGUCAUACUGAAAAAUGCGACAACAAGAUUGGCGAAUGCUUCAAAACUUUGGCUUUAAAUUUAGAACUAUAUGGUGCAUUUUUAAGCAAUUAUGGCCGCGCUUUGGAUACCGUACGAAAGUGUUGUGAAUCUAAUAUUCAAUUUAGCAACAUCACCAAAAAUAUUACUUGUAAGCACUUAUCCAAACAACCCGUAAAUUUAGAAGAUAUUCUGCAUAAACCCGUCGCUAGAGUCCAAAAGAACGCCUUAGUAUUACACGAUUUGUUAAAUUGCUUACAAGCGACUCAUCCUGAUUACAACAGUCUUUCUGAGGCUCUACAGCUGACCCAGAAUUUUCUCGAUCAGUUUAACAUGAUUCAAACAAAAUCCAUGUUUCCUGUAAGUUUUGCAAUGGGAAGUCUUUGUUUUAUUUACUUUAUUUUUCAGGCUACUGAUAGAGCUCAAAGACGGCUUGUUAAAAAUUCAUUCAUCGUUGAAUUCGCUGAUGGCCAUCGGAAACUUAGGCACUUGUUCUUAUUUAAUGACGUCAUCGCGUGCGCGAAGUAUAAGCCAUCUGGGCGGACUGAAAAAUACACAUUUGAAUUAAAAUGGUUCAUUCCAGUAGAAGACAUUAUCAUUUUCCAAGAAAGCAGUCCUCAACAUCACUAUGAAAGCUCCAUACCAAAUAUAGUAAGUCUUAAGUCGCAAGCAUCAAAUGUCAGAGAUCAACUUAGACAGGAAGAAAAAGCCCUAGAAGACAAAAAAAUAAGAAGUAGCAGAGGUUCUGACAAGUUUAAAAAACGCCUAGUAGAACUAGAAAGUCAGUUGGUAUUGGUCUCCCCCAAUUUACCAUUUCGAAUAAAAAAUCGCCCAACUGCUCGCUUAUACACAUUUUUUUUAUCGUCGGAGUUUGAACGCACGCAAUGGAUCGAAGCUAUCUUAACCCUACAAAGAACGGGUAAACCUCCAACACCGUCGUCCAAUUUUAGCAUGCUAGAACUACAGACGUGGAUCACGGCUUGUCGAGCUUUUUUGAAAACGAACAUGGGCUCGUAUCUCCUCAGGAGUGGUCAAGACGAAAGAUUGCUCGUUGGAGAUCUACAUCUUCACAUUUUUGAAUUAAGCGGCUUGGAAUACAGUUGCGAAGCUUACGUUGUUUUCGAAGUCGAUUUCUACGGGCAUUUCUUUCAAAAAGCUAAAACCAAAACCGUCACCAGUUCAAAUGUUUUCACGUGGGGAGAAAAGUUUGUUAUUGAUCUUGAAGGAUGUGAAAAUCUUCGCGUGCUGGUUUAUCGUACUAACCAUUCAAAUCAGUCGAACGAUACUUUGAUAGGAAAAUAUACUCAGAAACUGAGUAGAAGUUGGCUGCGUCGGGAAGCCGUAGAGAAGAAGUUUAAUAUAAAUGGGGCAACGUUGCGGCUUAGUCUCACUUUCGUUCCGUGCAUUGUAAGUCUUCGACGACUACCGACAGGUAAAAACGGAGCCCUGUUUGGAGAAAAAAUCCAGAAUGUUUGCAGGCGUCAGAAGAGAGACAUUCCAUUUAUAAUCACUGCAUGCAUUAGGGAAGUUGAGAGGCGAGGAAUGUCAGAAGUUGGGGUUUAUCGGGUCUCGGGAUCCGCUUCUGAUAUAUCCAAACUAAAGAAGUCCUUUGAAACAAAUUCUUACGAGGCUGAGCAGCUACUGAAGGAAGUCGAUAUUCACUCCGUGACGGGAAUUUUAAAACUAUAUUUAAGAGAAUUACCAGAAGCGCUUUUUACCGAUCAAUUGUAUCCAUCUCUUUCAGAAGCUUUUAAUUCCAGCAAUGGAAACUUUACCCGUCGAAUAGAACUGCUGAAAGAGUGUUUUUCCAAACUGCCGGAACUAAAUCAAAGAAUAAUUAAAUUUAUAUUGGAGCAUUUAAUCAGGGUGCAUAAACACGAAGACGACAACAAAAUGUCUCUGCACAAUUUGGCAACAGUUUUUGGACCUACUUUGCUAAGGCCAGGAACCAAACUGAAUCAAAAUAGGCCUAAAGAUACCCUUUCAGCUGAAACCGUCGAUGUAAUGGCACAAGCGGGGAUUUUGUAUUGUUACCUGCAAGAUAUGAAUUCUACGAACAAAAAUUGUUGAUUGGGAUUUGCAUCAAAAUAUGUAUAACUACCUAUAGUUGCGCAGUUCAGUUGUAUAUAGUAUAUUUAUAAUAUGUAGCAGUAUUCUACCUUGUAUUGUGUGAUUUACAGUCACUUGACUUAUGUGAAAAGUAUUUUUGUAUAGUGGCUUUCAGAUUGAAUUUUUGUAUCCUAUUGUAUAAGCUUUUGUAAAGCAAUUUGGCAAAGCUUUCUUGUACCUUUUUACAAAUGAACAUAAUAUAAUUAUGAUAUGACA
This is a messenger RNA of Zophobas morio, 3655 nucleotides long. It is a transcript of the gene RhoGAP1A, whose product is annotated as active breakpoint cluster region-related protein. NCBI's taxonomy places the organism in Eukaryota, Metazoa, Arthropoda, Insecta, Coleoptera, Tenebrionidae. Gene Ontology annotation, cellular component: membrane. Gene Ontology annotation, biological process: positive regulation of GTPase activity; signal transduction. The transcript has 13 exons. Gene Ontology annotation, molecular function: GTPase activator activity; guanyl-nucleotide exchange factor activity. Bases 161 to 3400 code for a protein of 1079 amino acids. The record is from RefSeq and is a predicted model, not a curated record.